Messenger RNA from Aspergillus saccharolyticus JOP 1030-1, 2124 nucleotides. Its product is annotated as crossover junction endonuclease MUS81. Lineage: Eukaryota; Fungi; Ascomycota; Eurotiomycetes; Eurotiales; Aspergillaceae. Bases 165 to 1919 code for a protein of 584 amino acids. The record is from RefSeq and is a predicted model, not a curated record. Gene Ontology annotation, cellular component: nucleus; Holliday junction resolvase complex. The transcript is spliced from 4 exons. Gene Ontology annotation, biological process: DNA catabolic process; mitotic intra-S DNA damage checkpoint signaling; resolution of meiotic recombination intermediates. Gene Ontology annotation, molecular function: 3'-flap endonuclease activity; DNA binding; crossover junction DNA endonuclease activity.
CAAGCCGCAACGUCACUUCGCAUCACCAGAUCUUCCCAGUCCUUGUUGACAAGAUGUGGGUACCAUGACCCAAUCUCUUCCUGUCUCUGUCAUUGGUGUGUUGUUGAGACUCGCCUGCCCCCGUACGGAGUAUGCCCAUGGGGGUCUACUAGCUCUGCCGAAUCAUGAGCAAUACUUGCGCCAAUCCCCUGCUGUUGGGGUGGAUCAAAGAAUGGCUCGACCAAGCCCGAGAGCGCAACAGCAAAGGCAUCAUCGUGUACAAGAAGGCCUAUGAGUCCAUGAAAGCCUGUCCACUAGUCUUUCAGCAUCCGUCCGAAGCUCAGCAGCUCAACGGGCUGGGCCCGAAGCUGUGCGAUCGCUUGACUGAGAAGCUCAAGGAAUACUGCGAGGAAAAUGGCCUCCCCAUGCCCGAGCACCCCCACAAAUCCAGGAAUAAGCGAACCUCCGAUGAAGGGAUAACAGAGGCACAACCAGCCAAAAAACCUAGAAAAGUCAAGCCAUAUGUGCCGACUCUGCGGUCUGGUCCUUACGCGAUCAUCUUGGCUCUGUCGACACUGGACGAACAUGCGACCCAGGGCAUGACAAAAGCAGAACUAAUUGAGGCAGCCCAGUCACAUUGCGAUAGCUCGUUCACAGCCCCAAGUGACUCAUCCAAGUUUCACACUGCAUGGGCUUCGAUGAAGACUCUCCUUCAGAAAGAGCUUGUCUAUGAUCAUGGCCGUCCACUGAAAAAAUACGCCCUGACUGAAGAAGGAUGGGAAGUUGCGAAGAGGAUCAAGGUGGCUGUAUCGUCUGACCCGACUCAGAGCACGCUGCCUUUCCGUGCUGAGCCUACUCAACCAGAUGCGGGCAAUGUCACUUCUGAUCGCGCACCUAGAAAUGCUAUACCACAGGUAACCCGUCAAGCCAGCAUCGAGACUGAGAAACAACCUCACCAGCAGUACGACCGUCAUGUAUUUGAUGCUGCUCCGGGAGGAACGGUGACUCCCAUUGUAAUCCCACCAAACAGCUUCACGGUUCAGCUGGUCCUGGACGUGCGUGAAGUGCGGUCUUCCAGAGACAGGGACUACCUGGCUAAUGAACUCAGCAAGAAAGGAGUCACACCAGAGGUGCGCGCUCUAGAACUAGGCGAUGUCAUGUGGGUAGCGAAGUUCCACGACCCGACCUUCCUGUCCCGGUACGGGGAGGAAGGCGACGAGAUGAUGCUGGACUGGAUUGUGGAGCGGAAACGACUCGACGAUCUGAUCGGGUCCAUGAAGGAUGGCCGGUUCCACGAACAGAAGUUCCGUCUUCGCCGCUCCGGGAUCAAAAACGUCAUUUACCUCAUCGAAGAAUUCACCUUCAGUCAAGACCCAGCCAGCACGAUGAAGUACGAUGAAAUGGUUGUCUCGGCUAUAACUUCAACGCAAGUGGUCAAUGGCUACUUUGUGAAGCGAACCAAAAACCUCGACGACUCCAUCCGUUACUUGGCGCGAAUGACUAACCUCUUGCGGAAGAUGUAUGGUGCAGGAUCCGGCGCAACGCCCUCCCACACUCUCGCCUUGAUUCCUAGCCGGCAACUGUCCUCCUCGGAGUCGUAUCGCGAUACGCUUCAGCGCUUCCGAGCAGGGAAGCCGAGCACUACCUUUGCUGUGACUUUUUCCACGUUCUCAGCGUUGACGUCCAAGUCCGACGUCCUGACCCUGCGCGAUAUCUUCUUGAAAAUGCUCAUGUGCAUCCGGGGUGUGACUGGUGAGAAGGCCUUGGAGAUCCAGCGUCGGUGGCAGACCCCGCAGGCGUUUGUCCAAGCAUUCGAAUCCCUCAGCGAAAAGGAGCGGGAGAGCUUGGUGUCGGACCAAAUGCAGAAUCUUGUGACGCGGAAGAAGGUUGCCAAGGUGUUGAGCAAGAAGAUUGCUGAAGUGUGGGGCGAGGACGGAUAGAGCGGGUUGGUUAUUUGGUCUGAUUCAGUAUUGGGAUGUUGGACAGGUUAUCACUGAAGCUGAUUUGGCGGGUUGGAGCUGGGGUAUUGGUGGUUAAGUUCUGGAGUGAGUGUUAUGGAUACUACGGAGUAGAUCAGGUAGAGAUAGAUUUGAGAGAUAUGUACCCUUCUCAAAAGGCAUUGAUUAGCAAGGUGUGUAUGCAAAC